AUGUCAGUGUCAACGUUCAGCUCGCCGACGAAACAGCGGUCAUCAAAUUCCAAUCCCUUCGCAUUAGCGGGCACCCCGAAGGGCUCACCUCUCAAACCGCAAGACCAACCACGUCCGCCACAUGCGUCCUUCUUCAACCCCCAACUGCCGCGCAAGCCAUCAGCGCCGGCAUUUCGGAAUCCCGCUUUCACUACUCCGCAGAAACGGGUCGAAGAGCUAGCGUACCCCGAUUAUUCCGGUGCCGAAUCCAGUCCCGCCCUGACCGACACUUCCGAAAUGCCAGCGGAAACCCCGGAGUUUGAACGAGAGGAGGAAGUCGGGAAGUUGACCCUCACUCCGUCCGCCGGAAGGACACUGUUCAGCAAGACGUUGCUACGGAACCAUGCGUCAGGUCGCGGGGAGAUUACCCGGUCAAGCCGAGACAAAAUUAGGAAGAGAAAGCGCCUACACGGCGACCGUGACGUCGGCAGUGGCCGGUCCCGCCUACCACACGACUCCGACGAUUCCGAUAGUGACUGGGAGGAUGCGCUAGGCCAUGGCGCUAAGCGGAGCAAGGACGGCAAGAAACCGAGCCGGGGCUGGGUUAACAACUUCCUCUCCGCGGUUAGCGACCAUCCGAGCGCGCCGGCGAUCCUAUCCAAAUGGCUCCAAUUGGGUGUCAACGUCAUCCUACUCAGCCUCGUUCUCUUUGGCAUGUUCGCCAUUUUCUCCCAGGUCCGGUCUGACCUCUCUCAGGCGGGUGAAAAAGCCCGGGCGGCUAUCGUCAACGAGAUGUCGGUCUGCACGGAGAACUACCGAAAGAACGGGUGUGCACCAAGAUCAAGCAGGGCGCCUGCUCUGGACGGGCCCUGCAACGAGUGGGAGGCAUGCAUGAACCAGGAUCCCUCGGCAAUUAUGCAUGUCCAAAUCUCGGCCAAGAAUAUUGCCGAGAUCAUGAAUGAGUUUGUCGGCGUUCUGACUUUCAAGACUUGGGGUUUCAUUCUCUCUCUUUUCCUUGUCGCCGUCGUCGCCAGCAAUGUCGGCUUUGGGUUUCUCCGCGAAUCUACUCUCACUCACGCGCCGAAGCCCGCAGAACCCCUGCAUUCACCACCGGUGGUACCCCCCAUGCUGGGGUCAGCAGUCGCACACAACCCUCAGCAGGCCUACAUAUGGGCUCCCCUCAGCCAGACACCGCGGCAUGUCCGGAAGAACUUCUUUGCCAAUGACGUCACGGACUCGGAAGCAUCGCCAGACAUGAAGAUGAUCAUGCCGCCUCAGACUCCAUCAGGAAGGAGGAGUCCGAGCAAGGGAGACAGGGGCCGGAGCCCCACGAAGGGCACUCGGGUACGGAGCCCGAGUAAGGGGUACUAA
Messenger RNA from Chaetomium globosum CBS 148.51, 1350 nucleotides. RefSeq lists its product as uncharacterized. Bases 1 to 1350 code for a protein of 449 amino acids. The record is from RefSeq and is a predicted model, not a curated record. Gene Ontology annotation, biological process: nuclear envelope organization; lipid homeostasis. The transcript is spliced from 2 exons. Gene Ontology annotation, cellular component: nuclear membrane; nuclear envelope. NCBI's taxonomy places the organism in Eukaryota, Fungi, Ascomycota, Sordariomycetes, Sordariales, Chaetomiaceae.